UACAAUUUGUUCUCGGCUUGUGGAAUAUACUCGUUUCAAACUCUGCUUAUUUUAACAAUAACUCUGUCGGAAUUUGUAAUUAUAAUGGAGCGAGAUUCGAGUGCAAAGUCGCAAUCGGACAAGACGGGUUCCUAUUGCGCUUUGGGUGGCUCUUCGGACACCGAAAACCAGGCAACAACCCACGAUGGUCGGAAGCCAGGAGAAGCCUCAGUGGCAGGGGCAGUGGACGAGAAGGAUGACCCGGAUUCGGAUGAGGAGCUGCGGCAGAUGUUCCAGAACCUAAAUGCCAGCAAGCCCACUCCCUCCUCCCAGUUGAACAUCCAAGGAAAGGAGCUCAACCACUUCACCGAGCGAUCCCUCUUCUCGUUGGGCUUCACUCCGGAGAGUGUUCUGGAGAAGCAGAAGGAGUCGGGGGAGGAGGAACCGGACUCCGGGAAGACCAAUCUGUACGAGGAGCUGCUGCGCAUCGUGAGGGAGCGCAUCCAGCCGGACGCGGUGGUCAGGAUCGGGGAGAGCCAGCACCCCGUGCACCUGAUCGUCCUGCAGUGCUUCUCGCGCACCAUCUGCGAUCUCGGCCAGAAGGCGGUCGUGGAGCUGCCCGAGGAGCAGGUGACGCCGCGCGCCUUCAGCCUCAUCUACGACUGGAUGAUCGAGGAUCGUCCGCUCCUGCCGCGGCUCGGCAUCCUGGAGGUCCUCCAGGCGGCGCGUUACCUCCAAGUCCCCCAGCUGAUCGCUCAGUGCGACUACUGCCUCUCCGCCGGAAUCGCAGAGGACUCCGCCAUGAUGCUCUAUCUGGAGGCGCGCAUCCUGAAGGUGGAGCAGGAGUACCGCCACCUCCUCUCGCGCGUCUCCAAGUUCUUCCUGCCACUGGUGGCCACCAGGGAGUUCCUGCGCCUGCCACUCGCCCCGCUGCUCGUGCUGCUCACCUCGAACCACGUGGGCGUCAACUCGGAGCUGGAGAUCUUCAUGGCGGCCGCCCGCUGGCUGGACUACAAGUGGCCCCAGCGCAAGGAGCACCUCGCCGCGGUGGUGAGUGGCGUUCGCUUCGGCUUGGUUCCUCCUUGGCUGCUCGCCCGCCUCCAGAAGCCGGAUUUGUCGGCCGAGGAGGUGCGCAGGAUCGUGGAGGAGCCGCCGGUGCGGGAGGCCAUCCACGAUGGGAUCGCGUACACCACCACGCGGCUCUACUACGGAGCGGAGCGCGAGGCCUUCGCGGAGCACCUGGCGAGGACCAAGUCCACGGCGCCGGUGCAGCGCACCUGGAUCUACGACCGAAGGUGCCGCCACCACCACCGCCUCCACUGCAAGGUCACCCAGGAGCUGACCUUCGAGGCCUUUGUCGACUAUCUGGAGUUCCUGCAGAGCCAGCCGCGCGACUACUGGCACUCCUUCGAGCCAGUGGAGGCCAGCCACGUCUGCUUUGGAUGCACCAACAAGGAAAAGGAAAAGGCGGAGGCAAAGGAGGAGGAAGCGGAGGCCAACAAACAAACCACCGAGAGACCAUAGAUAAAAACCUGAUUCUGGUUAAAACCCUUUUUAUUUUCUUAUUAAUAAAAUUUGUGUUGCUAUACA
Drosophila ficusphila is the source of this 1569-nucleotide messenger RNA. RefSeq lists its product as uncharacterized. The record is from RefSeq and is a predicted model, not a curated record. NCBI's taxonomy places the organism in Eukaryota, Metazoa, Arthropoda, Insecta, Diptera, Drosophilidae. Bases 85 to 1503 code for a protein of 472 amino acids. Gene Ontology annotation, molecular function: protein binding. The transcript has a single exon.